This is a messenger RNA of Trametes versicolor FP-101664 SS1, 2190 nucleotides long. RefSeq lists its product as uncharacterized. The record is from RefSeq and is a predicted model, not a curated record. Lineage: Eukaryota; Fungi; Basidiomycota; Agaricomycetes; Polyporales; Polyporaceae. The transcript is spliced from 7 exons. Bases 47 to 1744 code for a protein of 565 amino acids.
CGCCCUCUGCAGUCCCCAUGCCACUCCGCUCAUAGUCGUCUCUGCCAUGAUCCUGCUAGAUGGACUUGACAAGCAUGAGGCCCCGCUGGCCGAUAAGAACCAGGCUGGACCGUCUUUGCCACCCGUAGCACGGGCGCACACCCCAACCCCUUCUCUUCCCGACUACGAAGCCUCCCAAGCCCAGCUCAAACCAACCGUCCUUUCCUAUCCCGAAAUUCAGGAGAAGCGGACCCGCAGGCGGAAUUACAGGAGAUAUGCACUGUACGCACUCGUGGUGUAUUUUGUGAUUUCUGUCGCCAUUGGCGUCCCUUUCCUUGUCAUUAAACUCAAGAAGAGGGCGUAUACGAAAGCGAAUGCAUCAUAUCCUCAACCAUGGUCAGCAAGUGACAACCUGCCGCCUCAAGCAAUAACAUUAGGCGAUGCACCCUUGCGCCUAUCAUCUGCCAGGUCAUGUAACGCAUGGAGCUCGCAAGAUGUUCAAGAUGGCUCCUCAUUGCUACAGGCUGAACUCGAGUACCACGUGCCCGUGAACGGCUCCCUCUUCCUUAACACCAAUAUCACCUACUCUGGCAACGGCACCUACCUUGACCACUUCUCUGGCCAGCUGAUCGUUGGUCUGGACGACGACUUGUCUGCGACGGAUGCGACGGUCCGCGUGUCGAUGCACUACACAACACCACAACUUCGAAAUGCUACGAACGUGUGUAUGAUGCAAACGGGUUCUGGCGGCGGCCUAUAUCUCUUCACCCCCAAGAACAUGACCGAAACCGACUCACUUCACUUCAACAUCACUCUCCUCCUCCCUCGUAAUAACGGUGAUCAAAGUACACGCAACAUCCCCCAACUCCUCUGUCAUCUCCCCCAUUUCCAGCAUAUAUAUCAAUCUAUGGACCCGUAUGUGACCUUUGGGAGUGUGGUGCUGGGCGGUGCCAUGGCAGGGGUGGAAAUCGAGUCAAUACAAGCAUCAGACGCCGUCGUGAAGGCAUCGUCAGCAGAAAUCCGGGGCCAGUUCACCGUGGGCUCGUCGUUAUCAUUGGAGACGGUAUCUGCACCAAUCAACGCAGACAUCCGACUCUUUAAUAACGGUACGUCGGGGAAGCCUACCUAUAUGCAUCUCACGACGGGCAAUAAUCUGUUGAAUGCUACGGUCACGAUGUUCGUGCCCCCGGAGAUGGCGAACAUGACGGGCCCCCACUUCCUGACGCACGCGGAGACGUUCAACGCGCCGCUCACCAUCGCGCUGAUGCACGACCCAGCCUCCGCACCCGCCGUGGUGCAAAUGCGAGCGCUAAACAACCUAGGCAACUCUCGUGUAAGCGUCGACUCGCGGUAUGAGGGCACGUUUGACGUCAGCACAAUGUUCGCGCAAGCGGACGUGCUCACGAAGCACGACUCGUCCCAAAACUAUCGCAGCGUCAACAGCGGGAAAAACAUGAUGCGCCUUACCAACUACCAGGGAGCAGAUAGCGACGACUCUUCGUCGUCGAUGAAGAAGCCCGUCAUGUACCUCGCGUCCCCAACGACCACCUCUUCAUCAUCAUCUUCCUCCACCUCCGCCGCUGCCAACCAAAGUCGUUGUCUCGAGUACGACCUCAUAUCGAGCUCGGAGAUCCGCGGAUGGGUUGGCAUACCACCACGAGCACCACCACCGACCCCUUCCUCCCCUGGCAACGCAUUCCGGGCGAUGGGCCACAUCGACGUCGUAUCCUCCCUCAGCGGCGCCCAGCUCAUGCUGCUCACAUAGUCUCGGUGGCCGUAGGCCACAACAGGUUGCUUGCGCACGGACAUCUUAUCGCACACCCCGCACAGCCGCACCGCUCUUUUCGCAUUCGUAGCCGUAGUAGUCGUACUCAUCAUCGCCACCACCUUCCUCAUGCUCAUCAUUCUCAUCGUCAUCGCCUCGGGGUUCGGAUCGCUUCGCCAGGUUCCUUCCGCACAGUGUGUAGCGUGUACUCUAUAGGACCGUUCUCCUUCCUUUUGUCUAUCUUAUUGCCCGCGCUCUGGGCGUAUUCUGUUGUCGCAUGCGCGCGAUGCCGCUGCGCCUGCUUUAUUUGGCCGUUGCAGCUGCUAGUGCCGCAGUUGCUGCGACCCUUCCAUACCUACUACCUGCCGCAUCGAUCGCUCGCUCGCGCUGUGGCCUCCCGUCGUAUAUACCGCACACUCUCUUGCAAUCACAACUGUACUCUCACC